AUGGUGACAGUAGUGAUACCUACUAGUGAAAGAAAAACAGAAGAUGAUAUUAAUAAUUUGCUGUUGAAGACAGCUGGUUUCUUUUAUUGUUUGACAACCACAAUAGUUACUCUCUACACGCUGUCUGCAGUUUUUCAUGUUGCUGGUACUGCGGCAAGUUUAAGCAGUAUCGAGGGGAACGAAUCGAUAUCUUUGUUAUUGAAAAUGGAUUUGCCUUUCGAAACCAACACGUCACCAAGUUACGAGCUCCUGGUAAUUGCACAAUUUCUUCAUCAAACGACAGGGGCUUUUUCGUUUGGUGUUUUUAGUGCCCUCGUCUUAAUAGUGGUACUUCAUGCCGGUUACCAAAUCGACAUCAUGUGUCAGACGAUAAUGGAUGUUUCUCUCCAAGAUAAAGAACAAUUAAAGCUUUUUAUUAUCCGUCAUCAGGAUGUCAUCGUAUUUGUGGAAAAAAUAGGAAAAUACUUUACUUUCAUAGCACUCAGCCAACUUGCUGUUUGGGCUUUCUUAUCGUAA
This is a messenger RNA of Osmia lignaria (orchard mason bee), 516 nucleotides long. NCBI's taxonomy places the organism in Eukaryota, Metazoa, Arthropoda, Insecta, Hymenoptera, Megachilidae. The record is from RefSeq and is a predicted model, not a curated record.